Branchiostoma belcheri (Belcher's lancelet) is the source of this 2751-nucleotide messenger RNA. RefSeq lists its product as uncharacterized. The record is from RefSeq and is a predicted model, not a curated record. NCBI's taxonomy places the organism in Eukaryota, Metazoa, Chordata, Leptocardii, Amphioxiformes, Branchiostomatidae. The coding region runs from base 230 to 2728 and encodes 832 amino acids. The transcript has a single exon.
GGGACGGACACCCCUGUCGCAUCGCUCCGCCUGAUUUCGACUGAUUUCGACUAAUUCCCUACUUUGGCGAUAAUUGUCGCAUCCUAAGAACGCGUAGUUUAUUGCUAACGCCGUAUAGAUCAAGUUCAUGUAAUUUUUGUCAGCUAUAUUGAGUUUGCUGACGUAAAAAAGAGGAAGAUUUGUAGCCGGAGACGAGAACAUCCCGAGAACAAAGACCCAAGCCGACAAGAUGGCGAACGACGCGCAAACACCUGGCGAACUGUACCUGUUACUGGGAACAACAGCCGGCGCGAGGAAAGAGGACAUCAUCGCGGCCUACAAAGAUAAAGUCUCAAGCUACGAGAAGACUUUGAAAACAACGAAGGACAAGCGUCUACUGAGCACAGCGAGACAAACUUUCUCAGAGGUGAGCAAAGCUUUCUUUGUCCUGUCAAACGAUGACCGCCGGGCAGCCUACGACAAAUCAAAUGUAAUAUCGGAGCCGGCCAAACAUGACAAGAAACACCCACCAAGUAACGAGUACUUCGUACAACACAACGGCGGUAGUGUAACUAUUCACAUACCUGCGGGAUCAGACAAACACUGGACAGAAGCUAUUGAAUCUCACUACAACAUGUCCACUGAAGACAAGGGCAAAAAUGGCCGCCAACUAAACGUCCCCUUCCACGAUCCCGAGACUAACGACGAGAUUGGAUCGGUUACGCUCCACGUGUACCAUACGUCUAAAAUACUAGUACAAGGUUCGGCCUACUAUCUGUGGGUUAUGUUCAUUUAUGAACAUCUCAAAGAACAGUUACUGGCAACAAGCCCGACCACAGAAGUCAUGUGUGAGGAUAUUAUAUGCAACAAAUGUCAGCAGCCCGGCCCCGAAGAUGAAGGUGUAAUUCAGUGCAAUUCGUGCCAACAGUGGUAUCACUAUGUGUGUACAGGACUCCGACAAAGCCUACUAUAUACAUUGAUCACUGAUGAAGAAAGGGAGUAUGUUUGCAACCAGUGCUCACACGACGACCAACAAAGUGAGGAAACCACUCCUAAAGCGGUCUACAGUGCACCAAACUUAGAAGAUAACAACAACAAUGCUCAGCUUUCCUCUCUUCAGAUCAGUGUAGACAAGCUGGAGUCCAUUCUAAUGAGCAGAAUCACCACUGACAAUGACAAGUUUGACACCUUGGCGGCACGAAUCUCACGAAUGGAAAUCCAGUUGUCUAAAACAAAAGACCCUCCAGUGGAGAACUUGGCGAGACUAUCCGACAUUGAAGUGCUAAAAAGACGUAUCAAUGCACUAGAAGCAGAAAACAAAAACCUGCGAAACAGGAUAACACUUCUGGAACAACAAAGUGUGAAGAAAGCAGGCCCAACAACAUCCCAGACGGGCGACUCUGCACGUGCUCCAACUACACCUGAAACCACAAACACCCGCUUCGUCCCGAAUAUCCCAACUAACAACAGCUUUGAGGUCCUAGCAGACAACACUCCGAUGACCCAAGUUGAACGGAAGUUAGAUUCCCGUGAUAAUGGGCAGUCGCAGACACGACCAACAGAAAGGCGUUCAGAUGACCCAAUCCUAGCGGAAAUAGUCAUCAUCGGUGACUCGAACACGAGAGGAAUUGUUCCCAGCGUGCUUUACCCGGGCAAGCUAACUGCCAAACACUCAGCAAUGAAAGUCCCUCAGGCCAUAGAACUGAUCACGGAAACGAACUACUCGGAUCCCAAAUGCAUUGUCUAUCACGUGGGGACAAACGACAUAAGGGAAGAAAGGGCGGCAAACGGUGUCACAGAAAACCUCAGGCAGCUGGUAACAACAACACGAUCAAAAUAUCCGAAUGCAGACAUCGUCAUGUCUGCUAUACCCCCGAGAAACGACAAACAACUGAUGGAGGUCACACGCGACGUUAACACCUUCCUGCACAUCCUUCAUCAAGAAACUGCCUUCAUCAGUCUAGCGGACAAUGACAAUCUCGGCGAAGACGGAUCCAUAAAGAGAGCUUUGUACAAACAAGACGGGUACCACCUCAACAGAGACGGCCUAAAAGUACUUGCAGCAAACUGGAAGACUGCAAUUCAUCCCCUGGUAGGCAUGGGUACCUACAAUAGAGGACAGAGAUGGAGUACUGACCCAUCACCGACAAACCGACAGAACAGAAAACCGGGGGCGGAAAACAACCAAUUACAAUCUUCAGAACAAAACAGAAAUCGUGACUGGACCAACCCAGGCAGUAGCCCUCGCGAAGAGCCGAACCCGAACUCGUUCGCUCGUGACCGACGCCCUCGCGAAGAGCCGAACCCGAACUCGUUCGCUCGUGACCGACUGCAUCGCGACGAGCCGUACCCGAACUCGUUCGCUCGUGACCGACUGCCUCGCGACGAGCCGAACCCGAACUCGUUCACUCGUGACGAACUAAACGUAGGAUCGCGCCCUCGUGACUGGACCAACCCAGACCAGCGCUCUUGGUGCCCUCGAGACAGACCAAGUCCAUACAGGGUCCCGGAGGGAGAACAACGCCAAGACUGGCGCUUUCACAACCUGGACUGGCUUCCACGUGACCAAAGAGCCUCAAACUGGAAUCGACACAACGCAGACUGGCGCACAUACGACACAGACUGUCGCAGGUACAACGGUGACUGGCACACAUACGAAGCAGACUGGCGCUCGCACAGCAGAGACUGGCGCAUGCAGAGGCAGCUGGAGGAGUUCCCUGACUGGCGCUACAACUUCAGAGGCUGGUAACACAAGUCGUAUCCUUAACCUUA